Messenger RNA from Pyrus x bretschneideri (Chinese white pear), 3325 nucleotides. RefSeq names its product serine/threonine-protein kinase EDR1. Gene Ontology annotation, molecular function: protein kinase activity; ATP binding. The coding region runs from base 69 to 2840 and encodes 923 amino acids. The record is from RefSeq and is a predicted model, not a curated record. Gene Ontology annotation, biological process: protein phosphorylation. The transcript is spliced from 13 exons. Lineage: Eukaryota; Viridiplantae; Streptophyta; Magnoliopsida; Rosales; Rosaceae.
AAGACAGAGACUUUGAGAGAGAGAGAGAGAGAGAGAGAGGAGGAUUUCGUAAUUUCCAUUGAUGAUCCAUGUCGAAGAUGAAGCACCUACUAAGAAAGCUUCACAUCGGCGGUGGACUCAAUGAGCACCAGAGAUUGGCGGAGGCCCGACCCUUGACGAGUCCGAGCGCGAAUCUGAAUCUGCCAGCUUCUUCUCCGGCGUCGUCCACAGGCUCCGCUACAAUGGGGAGAAUCACCGCCGUGGAAUCGGUGAGUGAUCGGACGGCUGGUGGGGAGAGUGGUGGUAGUGGUAGCGGCGGGGGCGUGGGCGUGGAUUUCAAUUUCUUGGAGGAGGAGUUUCAGGUCCAGUUGGCCCUAGCGAUCAGCGCUUCCGAUCCCGAUUCGCGCGAUGACCCCGAGACGGCUCAGAUCGACGCCGCCAAGCGGAUUAGCCUCGGCUGCUCGGCGUCUACUGUCACCGACACUCAAGCUCCCUUCGAGAUGCUCUCGCUUCGCUACUGGAGCCAGAAUGUUGUAGAUUAUAAUGAAAAGGUGGUCGAUGGAUUUUAUGACGUGUAUGGAAUGACCACAAACUUGCUUAGACAAGGGAAGAUGCCAUUGUUGGUGGAUCUUAAAGCUGUAUCUGUCUCGGAGAAUGUUGAUUAUGACGUUAUAUUAGUGAACCGUUUGGUUGAUCCUGAUCUGCAACAACUUGAGAAAAGAGCAUCUGCUCUCUUUUUAGAGUCACGGACUUCUCAACAUGGUGUCCUUUUAAGCGGUUUGAUUCAGAAAAUUGCUGACAUUGUUGUUGAUAGAAUGGGUGGUCCAGUUGCCGAUGCUGAUGAAAUUUUGAGAAGGUGGAAAGUGAGGAGGUAUGAGUUACGGAGUUCGAUGAAAACUAUCAUUCUUCCCCUUGGACUUAUUGAUGUUGGACUUUCACGCCACAGGGCCCUGCUCUUUAAGGUACUGGCUGAUAAGAUAAACCUUCCAUGUAUGCUGGUCAAAGGUAGCUACUACACUGGUACAGAUGAUGGAGCUGUAAAUUUGAUUAAAAUUGAUAGUGGAAGUGAGUAUAUUAUUGAUUUGAUGGGUGCACCUGGAACACUAAUUCCUGCCGAGGUGCCUACUAGUCAGCUCCCGAAUUCUUUCUUUGCCAUAAGGAGCUUUCAAGAUGCCACCGAACUGCCCAAAGAUGUGUGUUUGGCCCAAGCUGAGGGCAGUGGAAUGUUAGCAGUUCCUUCUGAUCUUGACAUAGUUUCUAGAGCUGGCAGCUCACGGUCAGAAGAAGCAUCAUAUGCAGGCAUUCAAACAAAAGAUGAUAGAAGAAUUGUUGUUGACGAAAACCAAAUGGAGAGUUCUAGCAGUGAUAUGGGGACUCCCCUUAGAUCACUUCGUAAAUCAUGUGAAAGUUCAUCGGGUACAACUGAAAAAGCCACAUCUGCACAGAAAAGGAAAGUGAAAAAUGUAUCAAAGUAUGUCAUCAGUGCAGCAAAGAACCCAGAGUUUGCACAAAAACUACAUGCUGUCUUGUUGGAAAGUGGUGCAUCACCUCCUGCAGAUUUAUUUUCGGAUAUGAAUCCUCAAUAUCUGCAUGAAGACAAGUUGCUUGGUCAAAUGAAUGCAGAUGGGAAACUUGUAGAUGAUGGGAUUCAUAAUUAUUUGGUCCAAUUAUUAUCAGGCAAUGAGCUGUCCACUCAAACUGCUGCUGAAGUGAGCUAUGCCAAUUUUGAUAACUUGCUGAAACAAUCUUCCUUGGAUUUAGCUGAGCAACGAAAUGAAUCAGAGACAAACAAGUUUUCUCUUCUCUUAGAUACUGUUGAGGAGGGAUUUGUAAUCGUGUCUGGUGGAACUAGUGAAACAACCCAGAUUUGUAAUCCUGUUCUUGAUAAUCCCCCAAUGAACUCCGAAGCUUUUAACGAGUAUAAAGAAUCAGUGAGUAAGCCAAUGGACAGAUGCAAUAGUGGCCUGUGUACCAGUUGUGAUAGUCACUAUGAGAGGUAUCCCGCACUAGGGGAAGUUGCAGAGUGGGAAAUUCUAUGGGAGGAUCUUCAGAUUGGUGAACGCAUUGGCAUUGGUUCCUAUGGCGAGGUAUAUCAUGCAGAUUGGAAUGGCACUGAAGUAGCUGUGAAAAAGUUUUUAGAUCAAGAUUUUUCUGGUGAUGCAUUAGUUCAGUUUAAAUGUGAAGUAGAAAUUAUGUUGAGACUCAGACAUCCCAAUGUUGUCCUUUUUAUGGGGGCAGUUACUCGCCCUCCACAUUUCUCUAUCCUGACAGAGUUUCUUCCCAGGGGGAGUUUAUAUAGAUUGCUGCAUCGUCCCAAUUCUCAACUUGAUGAAAGGAGGCGAAUGCGAAUGGCUCUUGAUGUGGCCAAGGGAAUGAAUUACCUGCACACUAGCAAUCCUACUGUUGUGCAUCGAGACCUAAAGUCUCCAAACCUCCUUGUUGAUAAGAAUUGGAAUGUGAAGGUUUGUGACUUUGGGUUGUCACGCACGAAGCACCAUACUUUUCUGUCUUCCAAGUCUACUGCUGGAACGCCCGAAUGGAUGGCUCCGGAAGUUUUAAGGAAUGAACCAGCUAAUGAGAAGUGUGAUGUGUACAGCUUCGGUGUUAUCUUAUGGGAACUGGCUACUUGCUGCGUCCCAUGGAAAGGAUUGAACCCAAUGCAGGUUGUUGGAGCUGUUGGAUUCCAAAACAGGCGUCUUGAAAUUCCAGAGGACAUCGAUCCAGUGGUUGCCGAGAUAAUACAUGAUUGUUGGCAAACAGAGCCAAACUUACGGCCAUCUUUCUCGCAACUCAUGGUUCGCCUCCGACGCCUUCAACGUUUUGUUGGAAGAACAAACUCUACAAAUCAAAUGACUGAAUAACCCAAAAAACAAAAGAAAAAGUUGACCACCGUGUUAAUAAUGGGAAGUUGUACCUUGUCUCGAAGAGUCAGGGCGCAGCAGCAGCGCAAGUUUUUCUCGAUGCUGGAUUCGGAAGUGUUGGCUCAGUCAAAGUGGGAGCUCAGCACAACCUGUAUACCGAACAGAGUGGGAAAUCCUCCUUGAUUUUAUACUGCAUAAGGGGCAGUCGGGAGGUUCCCAUUUCUGUUGAAGAUGUUCGAUCAGUCUCUAGCAGUAGUAAUUAGUAGGUUGUAUCAAUCAAUCUACACGUAAGAAAAAAUUGUAGAAAAAAAAAAAAAAGGAAAAAGGGGGAAGAAAAGACUAAUAAGUCUUAAUUGUGUUAGGGUGGAGGUCUCAUUUGAGAAAUUGUAAACAUAUGAUCUCUGCAUAUGCUAUUGUGACAAGAAAAAAAAGAGAGUAAAUACAUUUGGAGGAAGAAGAAGAAAGAAGAAAUAAUUUCUUGCUUA